ACCGUGCAAGAUGGCCGUAAAGGUGCAAUGCGGUGUUUCCGCGGAAACGCGAAUUGAAGAAUUAUGAUUGAAAUGUGGUCCAUUUGGUCAAAAACUUUUACAAAAUGAUAGUGAGUGAGUGUUGGUAGUGUAUAAUUAAAAUACUUCCAUCUUCUACAGUCAAUUCACACAGAUUUUUGUUAAUAUUAAAGUUUUUGUCGUAUUAAAGACGUAAUGUUGCGUAGACUUAAUUUUUAUUCAAUAUGUUUCGCAUUUGGUCUCAGUGUUCUAUUAAUUCUUGCUGGAACGAAAUAUACAGAUAACAUAAAUUACCACCCGCCUCCUGAAACUCGCAAGACGAUUAGGAACUAUUUGAAAAUUGAAGAUGGUGAUGACAACCUUGCGCAGCCAAUACCAACUAACCCUUAUGAUGGUUUGCCUAAUAUAGAUAAGAUAAUAGAGAAAACCCGUAACAAAAUUAGGAUUGAAUUGUUGAAUUAUAAUUUCACAAUCUCUGGUGUUAGCAACUUAGAGGAUUUACUGAUGGAAUCUGGAGGAACACCAUUAAGGAGUCUAAUUGUUUCAACCUGGCGGUCGGGUUCGACUUUCUUUGGUGAACUAUUAAACGCUAUGCCAGGUAAUUAUUACCAUUAUGAGCCCUUUUUAUGGUAUGACAUUAUACAAAUUAGAGGCCCGCCUUACUCUUAUAAAGCUUUAAAGUUUAUGAAGAAUUUGAUGAAGUGUAACCAUGAAGGUAUGUCAGAAUAUUUUGAAUUUGGAAAAGGGCAUCUACAUGCAUUCAGCCACAAUACGAGACUAUGGGACCACUGUAAAUAUAAUAAAGAAUUAUGUUUUGAUCCUGAUUUCACAACAAAGAUAUGUAGGUUGUUCCCGUUCCAAAGUAUGAAAGUUGUUCGAGUCAGAUUAAGACUUAUUGAAGAGUUGCUGGAAGACAAAGAGCUUAAUUUAAAAGUAGUGUUGCUCAUCCGUGACCCUCGAGGUGUGAUGCAGUCAAGGCAGCACCGGUCUUUUUGCCAGCCUUCACCAGACUGCUGGUCUCCGGAGCUGGUAUGUGCUGAUAUGAUCAGUGACUAUGUAGCUGCAAGUAGGUUUAUGGAAAAGUAUCCUAACAGACUUAUGGCACUGAGAUAUGAAGAAUUGGCACUCAACCCAAAUGCUACAGCGCAUAAAGUCUUUAAAUUCUUGAGAUUGGAUGUGACACCGUCUGUAGAGGAAUUCCUGCAUACUCACACAACCACAGAAGUUGCUGGAGUCAGUUCCACAUUCAGGGUUUCUAAUGCUGUACCUUUCAAAUGGAAGACAAGUCUGCUUUUUAACUAUGUUGAUGAAGUGCAGACUGCAUGCAAAGAAGCCAUGAGUUUGUGGGGCUACAAAAUGGUGCACAAUGCUUCCCAAAUGGCCAGCAAAGAUUUCUACCCUAUAGAACCAUAUACUAUUACUCAAUGAAUCACCAGGCAAAAUAUUGUGAUACUAACAUACUUGCAUAAUACUUGGUUUCUAUCAUCACAAAUUGUGGAUGACUGAGAGUUGUAUAAAAAAGAGGGCUCGGCAAAUAAGUAUUAAUCAGUUAUCACAUCAUUUUAAAUUAACAUUAUUUUUAUUUAAAUUAUUUCCUCAUUUAUAAUAAUCGUGAAAUGACUAAGGUAGUGGCACCAAUGAUCGCCAUUUUUUCUGUGAUCAAUAAAAAUAAUAACACAACGGGAAGUGUUGAUAAUUGGUUCUUGUCGGUCAUUGGUACCACUACCUUAUGUUGAUAAUAUUGCCUAUAGAUAUUAUGAAAUGAUAGAAAAAUGUUCUUCUCAUUGAGCAUUCAUAUACUUAAUCUUAAUUUAAACAGGUUAAUUGUGGUACAUGUCAAACUUAUAUUUUGUUUAUUUGUACUGUAAGGGUUGUGUGUGUGAAUUAUAAAGUUUCACACCAAAGAAAUAUUGUUGAAAUCUUUGGUUUUACAAGCACCUAAUGUUAUUGUCACUUAGUGCCCUAAAUAGUGAGAAGUUAUUGACUUAAUCGCCUUCAAUAACAAUUUGAGAAUCGGCUGGUAGUUUGGUUCUUAUAUUUGCAAAUCACCAUGGUAGACUUAUGGCCAAUGUAUUUGCCAAUAACUUAGUGAGUUUUUGGCACUUAUACAAGUGUCAAAAACUAGCGCAAUUUCCUUGACACAUUCUCUUAAAAAUAUUACAGUAUUUAUAGAUAAAAAAUACCCGAGUAAUUGUUGUGAAAACAAUUUAAGAACUAAACCCAAUAUAUCAGGGGAUUAUCUCUAAUUCUAACUCGAUUCAAAAGUUACAAAUUGUUUAUUACUGUGAGGGCAAAGGAAUUUUGGUUUUUAAUGUUAUUGUAUACAAUUUGUAGUAAGUAGUUGGUGCUAUACACUUUGAACUAUGAUAUCAAAAUAUAUGAUAUCAAUAUUUCGCAGGACCCAGAGACAUUUUUUUUCUUUUUUAGUUAAUAUCAUAUCGAACGUAAUACAUACCCAUACCAAUGAAAAAAUUGGUCUAUUAUAAAUUAAUUGGUUCAAAUGGAUAAUCUUUAAGAGAUUGGUAUUCUCAAAAUUUGUGUCGAGUUAGAAAUAUCAAAAAGCGCUUUAAAUAAUUCAAGGAUUGUUCUCUCUGUUCUUCAAAGACUGAAUGUCAUCCGAAUCUUGUAACUCUUCCAUUCUUUGUAGUUUAAACUAUUGAGCGUUUUGCACUUUGACACUUUCCAAUGAAAAAAAAAAUCAGGAUUUGCUAGUGAGCUCUGGUUGUGUGAUACACCAUGGGUGUAUGUAUCGUUAUAUCAAAAUGUAAAAGAUGGACCAUUUGUGACUUGAAGGUCGAAAUCGUUUGGAGACAAGCAUAACUUUAGUACAUGCUACUAAAAGUUAUUCGAUGGAUGUCAAGCGAUUUUGAUCUUUGUUAGGUUGUAGGUACAUACGUAUGUACGCAUUGUUCAGCUCUUUACCUACGCUGUGCCUCAGAGAGUUUGUAAUAUCUGUGAGCAGGUUAAAGUUUAGCUUUUCGCGAAUUCUUAUCGUUAUACGACAUGAGUGAAUAAAUGAAAACAGUUAUGAAUUGGAGCAUAAUGUCGCUGGAAGUGCGCACAUACGGAUGUGGGUACUCCCUUAAUGUAACGCAUUUUAAUUGUUAAGCUUAGUCAAUUUAUAUAUUUUAGCACUCACGGAAUUGAUGAAUUGUUGAUGCUUCCAUUGUAGACACUCGAUCAUAGUUUUAGUGAUGCAUUAUAUCGGCGAGUCCUACUGUACUAGACAAUAUAAUUUUAUGUAGAGUUGGCAAGGAAGUAGGUUAAUACGGGCAAAACAUUAUAAACGUCAUGGAGAGAGCGUUUGCUACUGCCAAGUAAAAUAGUAUUGAUAAUAAAUUAGAAGGUAACUAACUCUCCUUACGAAAAAAUAACUCCUUUUAUUGCUAGCCGUACAUGCAUACGUAUACGUAGGAUCCGUGGAUGAAGGUGAUAUAUAUAUACAUAAAUGUAAUGUUGGCUUUUAAUAGCGUGGAAUCAUAUUAUACACUGAAAGAUAUUGUUCUCGUUUUUCGAACGGAAGAUAUAAUAACGGCCUAAACCGAUAAUUUUAGAGGUAGUUACAGCAUCAGUCAAUGUCAUUGAUGCUAUUCAAUGAAUUAACAUUCAUGUUAUUUAUUACCCGUCAAAGAGAUUCUAUUGUGUUAACAAGGGAGCUAAAUCGAGUGAUAAAGACUAUUCGUUUUGAUAUUGUUUGUAUUGCACAAUAAAUAAGGUUUGCUAUGCAAACUGGAACCAUAUUUGCGCCGAAUAUUUAACGAGAACACUGGAUAGGUAAAAUUGUUUAUGAACACUGUACUUGUUAUAGGAAAAGAAAACCUAUUCGCAAAAAUUGUGUUAAGUAUAGGUUAUUAUGACUUUUACCCCCUUAUUGAUAAACGAAGACUACGCUUGGAUUAGUUACUCCAUGUUUUUACUCUGUCUAUUGAAUGACAAAUGGAAUUUGAGCGACAAUUAACAAAAUACGGCGUAACUAGUCUAAGCUUAUUCCUUGUUUAUUAAUAAGGGGAUUAAGGUUUAUCAUAAAUAAAUAGUAGGUACAUGAAUACGUAACACCAAAAUCAUACUUACACCAAUUUAUAUAGAUAAUAAUAAGAGAACUAUAUGCAGUGGUCGUGAAUCAUACAACACAUCUAGUAGUGGAAAUUAUAUCCCUAAAAUUUUCAGACAAUGUUAUUUGUAACGUCCGUCCAAGAAAAGUAAUUAGCCAGGAAAUUUUAUAAUUGCAGGCAUUUCCAAUGUAAAAUUGCUUCAAUUGCGAUUAAAUAACUAUCCUAAAGUUAAAAAUAAAGUUUCUCGGAAUAAAAAUCAGUUAAAUUAUGGCAUUUAUAGAAUAGUUUUGGCAAAAUCGAUUUGAGCUCUCUAAUAUUUUGGUCACAAAAUUCCUGUUUCCUUGCUCAGAGUAAUUUCGAAAAGAUCUUCAAUAACGAUUGUAUGGAUUUUUUUCAUAUUUUUUUUAUGAGUUAUAAAGGAAGAGGAACUGUGAUAUCCAUCAUUAGUUAAUUUAGUUUAUUUAUUUUUUAUGUUUAGCUAUUAUAAUAUUAUAAUUAAAAAAGUGACCAAUUAUUAAGGCAAGGACUCUCUUGCUAGAAAAAAGAUCUGCUACCGUCCAGUAGGACUUCUAUUUAAGAAAAUAUCGGCAAUGCCUAAUUAUUGGAUGGAUCUGAUUUUUAUUCAAUUCCAUUGAUUUAUGAUUAUCAUUUUAAAAAAUUGUUUCUAAUAUUUUGAUUUUAUAUUUUUUGCUUAUUUGGUUUAAUUCAUAUGCACGAAAAGAGAAGCAUCUUCAUGAAAAUUAAUAAUAAUAACAUUUGACAGAAUCCCCUUAUUAUCUUGAUAAAAAUCUAAAAAAAUUAAGUCUAUAAAAACUUUAAAAGAACCACAAAUUAAAAGAAUAUUUCACGAGUCCAUCGCAAAUAUGUGUUCAUGACGAUACAUUAAUGCAUACAUUCAAGUUGUAGUUUGUUUUGCUUAAAUUUUUUUAAGGUAGGAAAAUAUUCUAUAAUUAAGUAAUCCCAGUUUAUGUGACAUUUGACUGUACUAUACUGAAUUUAGUUCUAGUGUCUGAUGAAAAUCAUAUCCAGACUGCGUAUCCAUUUGCACCUGACCGUAGAGUCAGUACAGAUCGAACCAAUCUUAAAGUCCGCUCUGAACACAGCACAAUUCGCGUCGCAGUAACAAAAGACAAGUAUAGAGGGACGGAGAUUGUUUAUACGACUGUAUAUACCCUGGCAAACUUCUCGACAAGAAAGCCUGCGCAGUAGCAAUUUUAUAUACUAAAUCGUCUACUGCGCAAGUUUAUUUGUCUAUGAAGUUGCACAAGAAGUUUGCCGUUACCUGUACACCUGCGCGAAGCAACUUCAGAGCGGCCUAAAAGUUUGGCGCGAUCUAUAAUCGUAUUGCGAGUGUUUUGAACGUGUCAUCGUUAUAUCAUCUUCUGGAUUUCCCUAGAAUUGUGCUUAAGUGUGUCCUUUAAAAGUUAUCAUUGAUGUGGUUAUGAGAUAUACGGGAGCUUAUUGGAAACAUUAUUCAAUAAAUAUAAGGAGGCUAAAAAUAACGAAUGGAACUAUUCAGUAGUGAGAAUUCAUUAAGUGCACUUGAUUAUAAGGUAGUUAUAGGUGAAAGUAUUGCGAUGAGAUAAUAUUAAAUGUGUGUUAAUUUUUGUCGUAGUCCUACGAAUAUUAGAUGAUGAACUAGGCAAGGUGUCAGUUUAUGAAAAGUCUGCAGUUAAUAUGAAACUUGAGCAAAUAUAUCAACUUGUUUAUGUAGACGAUUUCGCGGUAAAUUUAUUACGACGCGACGUAAGAUGAGCCAUCUAUUGGCAAUAGCAGUAUCAUGAAUUGAAAGGGUUUUUGAAGAAUGAGUUAGUGCUUAAAUUUUUAUUAAUACUUAAAAUAUAUUAAUAUUUUUAAAUCAGGUUAAGACUGAGCGCACAUGUACGGUCAGGACGUGCAUUCGGGUCUCCGAAUCGGAAUUCCUGAUCAGGAAACCGUACAUGUGCGCCCAGGCUAAAAGUUGAAUAACAGAAAACGGAACUACCCCUGCGAGAGGGAAAGCUUGUUCUACCGUUCGGUACAGGUGUAUUGAAAGAAAAAAAUAUGUUUUUUUUAAACGAUUUGAAUUCUAUUGUGACAGAGAGGUGUCAAUAAAUAAGUAAGCUUUCUGAUAAACAAAAAAUUAAAAAGGCAACUAAAUAGGGUAAUUUAGGCAACUAUUCUACUUUUUACUUUGUUGUUUUAUAAAAGAACCACUAUGUACAUCUCUAAUGGAAUACCAUUUUUAUCACUUAAUCCCAUAAAAUAAGGCUGAGCUGGUGGCAGUAAUUUUUAUAUGAUUUCAUCAUCUGACAGAGGUUGAUAAUAUUAGAGUACUAAGUAUAAUAAUCAUUUUAAACAAUUUCUGCCAUUAAUUACUUGCUGCAAUAUCAAAUAAGAGCUUGCGAAAGUUGAUAAUAAAAAUAAGUGUCAUAAACUAUAUUAUCAAUAGUCAUAAAUCAUGAUACAUUGUAUUUAAUAUAAAAAAAAAUGUUAGUAGCAGACGUCUUUCCUGCUGUGUUUUAAUGUACCUAAUUAUUUUUUAUUCUAAUAAUUAUAUAAAAAACAAAUCACUUCAUCGGUAUACAGACAAGAAUAAUUAUUGAAAUUAUCUUAAUAUAUAUAAAUCUCGUGUCACAAUGUUUGUCCUCAAUGGACUCCUAAACCACUUAACCGAUUAUAAUAAAAUUCGCACACCAUGUGCAGUUCGAUCCAACUUGAGAGAUAGGAUAGUUUAAAUCUCAAAUUAUAGUCGCAAUUUUAAUUUAUUGCUAAUUAUUACUUUUGGGCGGUACGAAGUUCGCCGAGUCAGCUAGUAAUCAUAUAAUUCUUUCAAAGAGAUAAAAGAAUUAAUUCUCCACUAUGAUGAUGUAGCAUUAAUAAUCUGUAUUGUUGAAAAAAAAUGAUCGUUUCUACCUUGUAAGUCUACUAUUUCUAUUAGUUAUGAAAGGCAUAACAAUGAAAAGGCAGAAAAAAUCGAAGGCAGACGUAUUUAACUACCUGAGUACAGCUGCAAGGGGGUACAAAUACACACUCACUUAUAUUAUUUCUGUAUAUUAUAUUUAUUGGCAUGGAAAAGAAAGCUAGAAAGAAUAGGUGUUUUUAAACCGGGAAUGAAGGCUACGAAGAGAAAGAGAGAAAUAUAGAUGCUCCAAAAUUUAGACGGUACAAACAAAAUCAGAGUUAUAAUGUCUGCCAACUUUUUCUUACAUUUACAAAUCUAAUAUAUAAAAUUCUCGUGUUACGGUGUGCGUAAUUGAACUACUCCGAAACGGCUCGACCGCUUUUCGUGAAAUUUUAUAUGCAUAUUCAGUAGGUCUGAGAAUCGGACAAAGUGUCCACCCUUAAUUUUUUUUAAGGACAAAAUUUUUUUUUGAUACAUCAUACAAAAAUACAUACAACCCUAAAUUUCCACCCUUCUACCACCAACCCCUAUUUUAUGGCGGUACGAAGUUCGCUUUGACAGCUAGUACUCUAUUAAACAUAAAAUAUUUUUUGAAAAGAUGAUGAGAUGGAAUUAUAUAGUAGGUGUAGUAUUUUUUACAUUUUAUUAAUUAUCGUUUUAAAAACUCCCGCUAUCCUGACUUCUGUCAGCUUUAAUUUCACUAUGUAUGAAACAUGAUUAAAUAGAUAAAAUUGAUGUCAGAAACGAUAAUAUAAUUUAUGAUGUUUUUAUUUUCUUUACAAUUUGGAAAUUAGCUACCUAAGCUCGCAACUUAUUUUUUCUAGUUUACAUAGGUGCGGAGUACAUUACGUCUUGGUAUGAACGACGAUGAAAUCUUAUAUAUCGAAAUUGCCAUCAGCUUUAAGUUUCGUUAUCAAGUAAUCCUCAAAUUACCCUCUGAGGUCAGGGAAUUUAUUACCGUGGCGUUUAUUAAUUAUGCUGCAUUUAGUGAAUUACAAAUAAAAUUUAUUCUUUAGCAUAAAAUAGAUAUUAGCAAAAAACAAUACUCUCAUUAUUUAUUACUAUUUAAUUUUUUUAAAUUAUUAUUAUUAUAGGUAUACAACGAUACACUGAAUCUUACCAUUUUGGAGAGUUUAGGAAUUUAAUAUUCGUGAGAUUAUGAAAAAAAUAUAUUUAAACAACUUCAGUAUUCUAGUGAAAAACCUAGGGCUUUAUUUUGUUUUCUAAGACAAGCUAAAAUAAAGUUUCUCCAUCACCAACGAUGACAUAGAUGCCUAAUAAUUAUAUACCAAUAAGUAAAUGAUAACAGGUAUUUUAAAAAUGCUAAUAAUAGCAUUGGCUCAGCCUAUAGAAUUGUUAUGGAAUUGUUAUACCCGCUAAUAAUAAAAAUGUAAUACAUAGAUUCAAUUCUGUACAAAAUAAUACUCGAUAUAUAAUUUUAAUUUCGUCUCUCUUGUAAUAUAAGUUGUAAUACUAGUAAUAUUUAAUGUAAUCAACCAAACAAAUGAUUAUAUUUAAUUUUAAUAUAUUUACUAAAAUCCAUUAAUACAAAUACAUAUUAUGUAGUGGUAUUUUGAUGAUUAUGUAACAAUUGUUACUGGUCAUAGUGGGGGAGCCCCAGCGGGGAUUUUGGGGUUUACGUUGUAGCUCCUAUUUAAAGGAGUACGGCGACGGAAAAUUUGGCCGCGACCAAAAGUCAAGUCACAGUCAAGCCGAUUAUUGUUUAUUUUUAUUUUGCCCUAGACCCUUGACCCUAUAUAAAGGGCUCUGGUCUGGUGAAAGUACUUCACAAGGUACAAGGUUACCCCCCUUAUUUUAUUGAGCCGCGCUCGAGUAAAUUGCAAAAUCCUCACUGAUGCUCCCCUUCUAUUACUUUCGUUGCAGAUUGUGAGCAAAGCGGUAUACUAACUGUAACUAUAAGAAAAUAUAACCAUAAACACUAAGCUUAGUUCAGACGAAUGUCAAUCAAAGAUAUGGUAGCCAGAUGGGUAUUAGCAUGUACAAUUUACUUGCGCAUCCGCCGUCUCUCAAAAAAUAGCAACUGACGUAUUGGUACUCUAAUGUACUGUCAACUCUGGUGCCUUACCUUUAAUUGGGUUUCGUCAUAAUAUCAAUUACAAUUAUGUAAUAUCGACUAAACAAUAAUGGUAAAAAGCUUACAUAUGAAUGUCAAUAAAUACCAUCAAUUACUAAUUAAGAACCAUGCUUCCUGAUAGAUCUGACAAUAUAUUUAAUAAAUUCAGUUAUGCCUUAACGAAAUAUAGGUAGUGAUAUAUAUGUAAGAUUUAUAAUUAAAUUGCAUGUUAGUCAUAUUAUACAAACAUAAUUAUUUAUUUAUAAUGAAGCUCUGGUGGCUGGCUGGACCCAGUUGUAGAUUUUUUAUCAUAUCAUUAGCAUAUCAUAAGAUAUUAUUAUUAAGGUAUUUAUUCGUGCAUGAUUUAAUACUUAAAAAUACUUUUUCGGGCAAAGGUGAAAAACUUGGUUUGUGUACGUUUUUAUUUAUAUACGUUGUAUUAUGAUAAAAUGUUAUUCGAGAAUGAUUAUUAUCAUAUUGACUUUUAUUUUAUAUUAUGGGUAGUGGUGAUUAUUAUUGUUAUAAUUUUUUAUCCAAUAGUAAACCUAAUCCAUUAAGUUAUAUAACGAAAUUGUUUAUUUAUUAUUGUAGGUACUUUUAAAUUCUGCUUAUUGAAUUUGACAUUAUACGGCUUAAAGAGUGCAAAGCAAUAAUAGGUCUUUCCGGAUUUUACGCAGCGUGUUGCUACUAAAGACAUUUUUGUAAUGAUCUUUAUGAGACAACAUAGACGAUACGGAUGAUGCACUAAACAUAAAAAAAUACUAUAAAUUUAAAGUUUACAACAUCUGCACAGUUUAGAUAGUUAAUAAGUAUCAAAAUUUCAAACCAUACAGACAAUACUUUAUUUAAAGUUAUGAAACAAAACUCACUUGUGGAAAUGGAUAAUAUAUUCCAAAUUUAAUGGCUAGUUCUUUUUUUUGUUUAAAAUGUAGCGUGCUCGUUAUAUUUCCUCUUACCAUUUAGUAUAAGUACCUACAUUGGCAAGGUGUUAAGAUUGACCUUAAUUAACUUUGUUGACGCAAAGCGAAUUACGAAACUGAAACUAUAUUUAUUGUUUAACAAGCCCCCAAGGUGUUACCCAAGGCCUAAUAAAUUCAUCGGGUGCAGUGAUUAUAGUCAUGGAUUGCUGAGCUUAAAUUUGAUGAGGUCUUGCAUGUAUUCUUCUAGUCCAGUGGUUCUUAACCUGUGGUUCCUGAAAGCACCCGAAGUGGUCCGUGGUAAGACGAAAUUUUUUACAAUUGGUCCCUCGUUGCUUAAAGGUUAAGAACCACUGUUCUUGUCCCUGUCUUUCUUUAAUAUAAUGACACGAGGUUUUAGUAAAAGCGCAGGAAUUAAUACUAAACUCGAAAGAUUGUUGACUUAAUAUUUGCUUUAUUACCAUCAUGCUGCGUGAAUUCCGAGGAUUUUGGCCCAUACUUAAAGAGUGAAAGUGGUAGAUUUAAGGGUAGCCUUACUAGAUUAAGAGUUACGAUCAAAUGAAUAAGGAUGUUGAACUUUUAUUCAGUAGACUAGCACGGCUGGCGUUAUUAUUGCAAUUGUAUUAUCAUUUUUUAAAUCGAAGUUAAUAAAGUUACAAUAA
Messenger RNA from Chilo suppressalis (striped riceborer), 10607 nucleotides. The record is from the annotation of a GenBank genome assembly. Lineage: Eukaryota; Metazoa; Arthropoda; Insecta; Lepidoptera; Crambidae.